Bufo bufo (common toad) is the source of this 1260-nucleotide messenger RNA. RefSeq lists its product as uncharacterized. The record is from RefSeq and is a predicted model, not a curated record. NCBI's taxonomy places the organism in Eukaryota, Metazoa, Chordata, Amphibia, Anura, Bufonidae. The transcript is spliced from 3 exons. Gene Ontology annotation, biological process: autophagosome assembly; mitophagy; cellular response to starvation. Gene Ontology annotation, cellular component: extrinsic component of omegasome membrane; mitochondria-associated endoplasmic reticulum membrane contact site; extrinsic component of phagophore assembly site membrane. The annotation marks the transcript as partial. Gene Ontology annotation, molecular function: nucleic acid binding; RNA-DNA hybrid ribonuclease activity.
AAGAAAAAUUACCAGUAUUCAGAAAAGGAUCAAAAUUCAUCCAGCAUAAUUAAGUUUUUAAAUACCACUGUGUCCAAGUUCUCUAAGAAAGGUUCUUCUCAGAUAGCGAAUCACUUAGAACUGUAUGAAUCCACUAUGGAUUCUUUAAAAUUAUACUCUGAUGCUGACAGAAUCAGAUUCCUUCCAUGGGCAUUUGAUGAUAAAUAUCGUCAUUACUUUACCUCUUUUAGGGAGAGAGGAAUUCAAGAUUGGCCAAGUGUUUUGCAUGAAGUUAAACUGGAAUUCGGACCUUACCGAACCAUUACUGCUGCAAAACGGAACAUAUAUAAGCUUACAUGUAGGCCCAAUCAAAGUCCCCGUGAAUUCCUCUCUAUCCUUAAAAAUGCCUAUGGGUUAGCAUAUAGAUCCCCGAACUGGGAAUCUGAAGAGUUUAAGCAGUUGUUCUAUGAUGCUAUGCCAACCCAGAUCAAACUUAGCCUAGCCAGAGAUCUGGAUAUUGAAGCUCCCUUGGAUAGGUUGGUGACGGCUGCCACCACGCUGUAUAAUAUCAGUGAGUGCCAUGAAACAGGUGAGAGAAGAUUUAAAAAAUCCCCAGAGCAAAAUAUAGCUGAAGCUAAGGUAAACCCUAGCUUGGGAUUUGAAACACAGCCACGUAAGUAUUCUCAGUCUACAGGUCCUGUCCACCAAACCCAGCGACAACAGGUAGGACCCAAGCAAACCAAGCCCCAAAAUCCCAACGGGUCAGAGGGGGAUAAUUCUGGUGCUGGGAGGUCUAACUACCGUCCAUAUUACAAUAAUGGUCCCCAGGGAUAUAGGUCCUAUUACAAUAGGGAUUCCCAGGGUUACAGACGCUGGAAUAACAGGCCCAGACAACAGAGGGAAGAUAGCUUUGUGGAAUAUUUCCCCGGAUGGAAAAGAUCCAACAUGAUGAGGAGCAACAACAAGCCAGUCAAGCAUGGUAAGAUGUUUUGUAAGAUUGACGAGAUGGUUACCACCCACGGUCUUACAAUUUACUGGAAAAAGGUAAAGGGUCAUUCAAAGUAUCCAGGUAUGGAUAAAGAAGGGAAUGACCUAGCAGAUUCCCUCGCCAAACAAGCAGCCAUUGACGGAGAAGUCUUUGACGUUGAUGACCUCAUGGGAACUAUGCAAGUGGAUGCAACGACAAGAAGAUGGAUUGCUGAUAAGGACCUCAAAGAACGGUAUCACGCAAUGGGUAGUACCCGCAGCGUAUCGAGGUCUGAUGCUACAACAUGCCCAUGA